Drosophila gunungcola (fruit fly) is the source of this 2973-nucleotide messenger RNA. RefSeq names its product transmembrane protease serine 9-like. Gene Ontology annotation, biological process: proteolysis. The record is from RefSeq and is a predicted model, not a curated record. Bases 129 to 2939 code for a protein of 936 amino acids. Gene Ontology annotation, molecular function: serine-type endopeptidase activity. Lineage: Eukaryota; Metazoa; Arthropoda; Insecta; Diptera; Drosophilidae. The transcript is spliced from 9 exons.
UGGGUCUGAUGGCUCAUUGCGGUGGCUCGAUUCAAGAAAUUCGGUCGAUAAUUUUAACGGACGACCAAUUGAAAGCGUAACUUUUAUAUAGUUUUUGAACUUUUGGAACUUUUAAAAGUGCCAAAGAAAUGGCCAAAAUCUUGUUGGCCAUAUCGCUGCUCCUAGGAGUUUUGGCCUCCGGCGAAAAUCUGGAAACCGCAAGGAUUGAGCCCAAAAUUGUGGGAGGUAGUGCGAUAUCCAUUGAACAGGUUCCCUACCAAGUGUCCAUUCGCCUGACCGCCAACGAUAGGAAAAGCUAUGGCGCCGGACAUUUGUGCGGCGGAGUGGUGAUUUCCCAGCGUUUGGUGGCCACCGCCGCCCAUUGUUGCUACAACCUUAAUACAAACCGAUAUCGAACGGCUGGCGAAUAUGUUGUCGUCAUGGGCAGUACCUAUUUGAAGAGCUCCACAAAUCUCACCCUGGAGUACUAUCUGCAGCAGCUGAUCGUCCAUGAGCUCUACAAUCCGGACACGCUGACCAACGACAUUGCACUGAUGUUCAUCAACGGAUAUAUUCCCUGGGAAUGGCCAACAGUAAAGGCAUUGUCGCUGAACACCCAAGUUGUGGCGACGAGCACCGACUGCCUCAUCUCUGGAUGGGGUCUGCUCAAGCAGUCGGCAUCAUCCAGCAGUAACGCCCUACAGGCGGCCACGGUGCCCAUAGUGGCCUACACCACCUGCCGAAUUUCGUACGGAUCAGUUCCGAUUUCGCAGGUGUGUGCCGGAUAUUUGGCCGGAGGGACGGACGCCUGCCAGGGCGAUUCCGGCGGACCUAUGAGAUGCAACGGGCAGUUGGCCGGAAUCGUUUCCUACGGCUCCGGAUGCGCAAUGGCCGGAUAUCCGGGAGUCUACACUAAUGUCUCGUACUAUAACGGAUGGAUCGUUCAGCAGAACAAUUCGCUGAACUACUCGCACUAUCACAACGGAGGAGUACGGCUGGUAUCGCGAUGGACCUUCCUCGGGUUCCUUCCACUGAUCCUGGCCUUCGUCCUGGAUCACAGAAUCUGGUCACCACCGACGGCCACAGCCGCGCCCAUUGUCAUCCUGCCGAAGGUGGUGGGCGGCUACUCGGUGACCAUUGACCAGGUGCCCUUUCAGGUGUCCGUGCGCCAGCGAUCGAUCCACGAGCGGCACUACGGGAUGGGCCACGUGUGCGGCGGAGCGGUCAUCUCCCAGCGGGUCAUCUGCUCGGCGGCCCACUGCUACGCCAUAAAUACUUCGCUACCGUUGCACUAUCGUGAUCCGGAACUAUAUGUGGUCGUAGGCGGCAGCAGCUCCAUCGAUCGGGUGGAUAGAUUCACCCAGGAAUACCUGGUGCAGCGGAUCAUCGGCCACGAGCGGUACAACAGCACUACGCUGGAGAAUGACAUCGCCCUGCUCUUCCUCAACGGCUUCAUUCCGUGGACUUCGCCUGCGGUGCGGUCCAUUCCUUUGGCCAUCGAUGCGCCCAAAGAGGGCACCACCUGCCUCAUCCACGGCUGGGGAAAAGUCUCUGGGAGGCAGAAAUCGGCUUCGCUGCAGCAGGCUCCAGUGCCGAUUCUGAAAAGGGAACUGUGCCAGGUGAUCUACAAGCUGCCCGCCUCCCAGAUGUGCGCCGGAUUCCUGCAGGGCGGCAUCGAUGCCUGCCAAGGGGACUCCGGCGGACCGCUGAUCUGCGACGGACAUCUGGCCGGGAUAAUAUCGUGGGGCGUGGGAUGUGCGGAUCCUGGAUAUCCGGGUGUCUAUACAAAUGUCUCGAACUUUGUGGAAUGGAUCCGGGCGACCAAUGAAUCGCUGGACUAUACAGAGUAUCGGGUUAUGUUGCCGCUAAAUCUGGCCAGCCGUGCCGUGCGACAGAGCACCUUGGGUUCGCAGGCCAUUCGACCGAGAUUCAAUGUGGAUCCCGGCAGGAUUAUCAAUGGAACGGAGGCCACUUUGGGUGCCACCAGGCACCAGGUGGGCAUCCGCAAGGCCCUCAACGAUGGCUACUUUUUUGGCACAGGACACCUCUGCGGUGGAUCACUGAUUCGGCCCGGAUGGGUACUCACCGCCGCCCAUUGUUUUGUGGAUCAGGUGAUAUACGACGGGACCUUCGUGCCCAAGGAGGAGUUCAUUGUGGUGAUGGGCAACCUGGACCGCUACGAUCGCACCAACACGCUGACCUUCACGAUCGAGGAGCGGAUAAUGCAGUUGGACAAGUUCGUGCUGGCCACCUACGACAAGGACAUCGCCCUGCUGCAGUUGAAUGGUACGGUGCCCACGGGUUAUCCCACCAUUCGGCCGAUAGCCUUGAACAGGUUUCCUGUAGCGGAGGGCGUCGUCUGCCAGGUGACGGGAUGGGGCGAUCGGGAGGAUGGCUACAUCUCCGACAUCCUGAUGACCGUCGAUGUGCCGAUGAUCAGCGAGCAGCACUGCGUGGAGGACAGCGAUCUGGGGCAUCUGAUUGGGCCGGGAAUGAUGUGCGCCGGCUAUCUGGAGGUGGGUGAGAAGGACGCCUGCUCCGGCGAUUCCGGUGGCCCCUUGGUCUGCCAAAGUCAGCUGGCCGGCGUCGUUUCCUGGGGCAUUAAGUGUGCCCAGCCCAGAUUACCGGGUGUCUACACGGACGUGUCCUACUACUACGACUGGAUAUUGGAGAAUAUGGGCGAGGAUCCCAAUUCUGACGGUAGCGGUGAUGGAAGUGGUGAUGGAAGUGGUGAUGGAAGUGGUGAUGGAAGUGGUGAUGGAAGUGCUGUUGGAAGUGGUGAUGGAAGUGGUGAUGGAAGUGGUGACGGAAGUGGUGAUGGCAGCGGAAAUGGCGAUGACGAUAACGAUAACAAUGGAAGUGGAGAUGGAGGUGGUGGCGCCAUGGCCGCCAUGGCCGGAACUCUGACCCUUCUCCUGCCUGGAUUGCUUGCCCUAAAGCUAAUCACUAGUCAGUUCUGAUAGCCUAAAUAAAACUGUAUAAUCUAAGGACUAA